Molecule: messenger RNA, 1558 nt
Organism: Venturia canescens
Lineage: Eukaryota; Metazoa; Arthropoda; Insecta; Hymenoptera; Ichneumonidae
Exons: 3
Coding region: 722-1354 (210 amino acids)
Source: RefSeq, a predicted model, not a curated record
AAGUCGCACGGUUUUACUUUUCGUCGUUCUACGCGAAAAUACUUGAAAUUUCGGGCCUCCUCGAAGUAAGGGAGAUUCCAGGGGAUCGUGUGCUCAGGAAUUUUGCCAAAAAUCCUUCGCGUAUUUUCGGACGAACUUGAAGUUUCUACAAAACGCUUAUAAACUGACGAUCUUCAAUGAAGACGAAACAAUUCGAAUGAGAAAAUAUUCCAGCGCCAUGCCCCAAAGAAUGGGCGAAUUUCACCGACGAAUUUCAUCGAGACUCAGCGCCUUGGAAUGCCCUGGAACCCCGAUUUAGUAAAAUCGUCAAGGUUGACUCCGCUUCCAGUAAAUCGGAUCGCGCUCGCAGUUGGUUUUCGUUUCCUGCGCAUCUGACGCGUCGUCCCAUUGGACAGAGCUUCCUCCAGCCAGCGAAAAUCCUGCGGCAUUUGCCAGCUGGUGGGAGAAAUUUUGUCGACCGAAUUUUGCAAAAUCGGGGCCACAGUGCGCAGUGGUCUCGGCAACGCUCGUGUCGUCCCGGCUGCUUCCUGUUUCUUCGAGUUUCAAGGAGCACCGUUCAACCGUCGCAGAACCGGAGCUGGUGUCCAUAGGAGUCGCAUCAAGGAGAGCUGCAUCGGUAAACCUUCGAGUCUUUCCUUCCAAGGAUUCCAGGCAAAGAAAAUAUUUCGCCGUGAUAAAAGCUGGGAUCGAUCCUCUUCGAUCAGCAAUCAAAAUCCGGGGGAUGCGUGUGACCAGUGGUGAGUGCACUCUCGUCUACUUCAACGUGAAAACGUCGGGAGGCAGCAAGGUCGAUGACAUCGUGCAGCUCGCGUCACGAGCUAGCAACGGAGCUUAUUCAACUUGGAUCGAGGUUUCUUCUGGAAGUGGAAGAACGGAAAAGCGAUCGGUCGAAUUCGAGUACGAGAAUGGGGAGCCGUUUUACCGCGGUGACCGAGUGGAGAUGGUGUCCCUGGAGGCUGCUCUGCGAUCGUUCCUCGCGGUCCUCCAGUCACUGAAGAAGCCAGCCGUGCUCGUAAGCCGGACGGAAAGCUCCGGCUUCAGGCCUCUGGUCCAGGCGAUUAAACGCACCAAAAUGUCGGAGAAGUUCAUCGAGGCUGUCGUUGGCUUUGCAGAUCUGAGCAUUGUUCUCAGAAAAGCUUCAACGUCCCGUGGGACAGUAUCGCGGUCGCCCUUGUCCGAGGAAGAACGAAAAAUGUUGAACGACGAAGAUGAACCGUUUUACGACGCGAGUCGCCAUGCGAGCCUGUUGCGCGGGCUUUCGACGAAACUCUCGUUGGAAUCCGACAUCUGUGAUAACAUCAGACCUUACACGCAAGUUUUUCCGGAGAGCGCUCGAGGCCUCAUUUUUUUCUGAGUCCAUAGUUUGUCCACGUGCACAGUCCUCGAAGGAAAGUUGACCAGGUUGUUGGAGAAAUGGCACACACAGGAAGUUCGUUCUCCUAGAGCAAAAGGUUCGUUUGUUUUUCGUGUAAGUUUCAAAGAGCCCGCACAUUCGAUUGUUCUGCAUGUUUUUUAGAAACUAAAGUGUUUUUUUUGAAUAAAUGAAAUUUUAUAAUAA